UCAAUCUGUAGGAGAACUUCAAUACCUUGCUUGACAUGUACUGCACGCCUAUUCCACGGAGCUGUCAACGCGGUGUGGUUCGUCAAGCAAAUGACAAUCCAAUCGGAGCGACUCGGGUUAAUGGGCUUGACAAAGGAUCUCAAUUCUUUGCCAAGCUGAAUGUGAGCUGGGUGGGUCACAUAUGAACUACAUCUCAUCUUGACAUGUGAUGAUGUGCUCCGGUGUGUUGUGGUCUAUUUCCGUUGGUAGGAUACGUAGCAUGCGAUGGGGAAAGCUAAGGAGAAUUAGACAUGCAGGGGCGACCGAGACUCGGAGGCCGGCAUGCAGGCAGAGCCUUUGCUGUAGAAUCCGACUGAAGAGGACAAGCCGCGGGCGUUUCUUUCUCUGGAGUUCUCGAUCCAUUGUUGAAGAAGUACGCUUCCUGUGUCUAGGGCAACAAUGGACUGCUAUGAGCCCUGGGCCAUGAGUCGUUUGCCAGUACUUGUGCGGCGACUGCGGAGAAUUUG
Messenger RNA from Aureobasidium subglaciale EXF-2481, 506 nucleotides. RefSeq lists its product as uncharacterized. The transcript has a single exon. Lineage: Eukaryota; Fungi; Ascomycota; Dothideomycetes; Dothideales; Saccotheciaceae. Bases 209 to 466 code for a protein of 85 amino acids. The record is from RefSeq and is a predicted model, not a curated record.